UCAGGAGGAAAUGCAAUAGCUCAACUGGAAACAAAGUAACGUUAGGUUACAGCAAAGCAAUUGAAUUCAUUUUACUACCAAAUCCACCUUGCAGUAAAGCUAAAUUAUAACCAGAUUACAUAUGGUAAUUGCUUGUUUCCGACAAUUACUUAUCUCAUAGUGGUGGGAAUCUGUCACGUUAACCCUGAAAAAAACUAGCGCAGCAAAAUAGCUAGCUAAUGUUGACAUUACAAGCGACUCUUCAGUUUGUUAAACACUAGGUUUGGUGUGAUGGAAGUAACCAAACGGUAAAUAUGGACCAACAAAUACAUAUCUACAACAUGUUUAAGUUUACCUCCACUGAGUUAAACCGAGUUUAAGAAACUGGCACGUCCAGUUUAAAGAAACCGACGUUAGCUUUGCCCGACAAAUGCCUCUCCGCUACAGUCUUUGAAGUGCCAGCCGCAAGUUGCCUUCUCUUCAGUUUGCUGAAAAUAAAAUACUGCCCUUAGUUAGCACACACUGUUGGUAUAAUGGCCGAGACCAUAGUAACGUUUCAGUCCCAACUCUCUGGUGUAAUGGAAACGGUCUUCAAAGCUGCAAUGUACGAGAUCACCCGGCUGGUGGAGGACAGCUUUUUGGAAGAGGUGACACGGUGCAGGGACCAGGUCGAGUCGCUGAAGAGGCGACUGAAGUGGUCGGAGAGUCGACGUAAAGAAAAAGACGGUGACAGGAGGGGGAGAUGUAUUGACUGCGGAAGAGUCGUUGGGUCCGGUGAGGAAGGACCCAGAGUGACAGAGAAAAGUCUUAAACAAGAGUGUGUGCUACAAGAAGAGAUAAAUAGCUCCCUGUGCACUGAUGGAGAGACACCUAGGCAUGAAGCAGAGGAGACCCACAGUGCCAUGAAGGCACCACAGUCUCCAGGUGUUCAGGGUGAAAAGCUGGAUAGACUGCUCAAGGAGGAAGCUUUUCGGAUCACGGAAACUAAUGAGUCCCAAGAGAGAUGGGGAGUCAAUGUAGAGGAAACGGAGGCAUCAGGUGUGCCGGGGCCCAGUAAACGUUACGGUGACCAGAAGAUCCCAAAGUGUCACGUGAACUGGGAAGCUGGCUUUGACCAGAGGCCACAAUCAGGCCAUGGUGGUCACUCAGGUGACCCAUCUGAACCCCCUUUCCAGAGCAGGUAUGGUAUGGAAGACUUGGGUGGCUUUGACAAGACUGGCUAUGGAGACGGCAGUAUGAUAGACAUGGGUAACUUGGAUGGUUUACAAGGAUCACCAUCCCACCUGGGUGAGGAUCUGAGUUACAUGGGACACUAUGAGGGGGACGUGGAAGCACCGGAAGAAACCGAGCAUCAAACUUACCAAGCAGGCGUCGCACGGAAUAGAAGCGGUGCACUUGGUUCACCUGAAGGCUCUCCCUCAAGGACUAACAUCGACGUAAGUGGUGAGUUCAGCUGUUUAUUGAUCAAUGAAGAAGGGUAUCUACAGGACCAGAGUGUCUUGUACCCCGAACAAAUGUCUGGUGAAUUAAGCGGCAGGUUGAGCCUCCGGACCCAGGGCAUUCGCACUGACCCAUCUUUAGACAGCACAGGCGAUAUGUAUGGACCCUCACAUGCAUACAGUGAUACCUUAAACCUGGGAGAGCGGUUGCAGCAUCCGGCAGGAGGGAGAGGAGGGAGGAGACACACCUGUAACCAGUGCUCCAUAUCCUUCCCUGAUUCCGCCUCACUAAAGGUCCACAAGCAGACACACAAAGGCACGGGUCAAGUGCCACAAUACUCCUGCAACCAGUGCGGAAAGACUUUCACUCAAGCCUGUAACCUCAAAGUCCACCAGAGGAUUCACUCUGGGCAAGGGCUUCACCUCUGCAGCCACUGUGGUAAAAGUUUCCCGUCGUUCUCUGACCUGAAGUCCCACAAGUGUGGACAAACAGGUGACAAACCUUACUGCUGCACUGUAUGCGGGAACAAGUUCAGCCGUCUCUGGAAUCUGAAGUUGCACCGGAGAAUUCACACACAGGAAAAACCUCACCAGUGCACAAUGUGUGAUAAGAGCUUCACACGGGCAGACAUACUGAAGGUUCACCAGCGGACCCACACAGGGGAACGCCCAUACUGCUGCGCUGUCUGUGGCCUCAGCUUCAAACGCCUGGAUCAUCUGAAAUCGCAUCAACGCAAACACAUGACAGAUCUAUAAAACUAGGGACAUUUUGGGAGAGCGAAUAAGAGAAUUUAAGCUUGUUUGAUGUACUAAGAGAUUUAAAAAUGAAUGCUUUUAUAUAAGAACCAUGGCUGUUUUUUUUAAAAAAAACACAAAGCCCUGUUUUUAUUUCUUCUUUUCAAUUCCAAGUCCUUGGGUUUUAAUUAAAAUGUUUUUGUUGGUAUGAAAAAGAAAACAUACCCAUUUUUGUGUUUGAUAAAAUACAUCUUGUUUGUUGCCCAUUUGUUGCUGCAUAUUUUAUUACUGAAAAAUUGACUUAUAAAAGAGGCUGAGUGACAUUAUCCUUGUACUUACAUUACCGAUUCAAAAUAAAACUACAAAUGAUGUCUGUA
Messenger RNA from Micropterus salmoides (largemouth bass), 2530 nucleotides. RefSeq lists its product as uncharacterized. The record is from RefSeq and is a predicted model, not a curated record. Gene Ontology annotation, molecular function: DNA-binding transcription factor activity; RNA polymerase II cis-regulatory region sequence-specific DNA binding. The transcript has 4 exons. Bases 513 to 2174 code for a protein of 553 amino acids. Lineage: Eukaryota; Metazoa; Chordata; Actinopteri; Centrarchiformes; Centrarchidae. Gene Ontology annotation, biological process: regulation of transcription by RNA polymerase II.